ACCUCCGUUCUUUCCUUGUCUCUUCCUGCAUCUUGAGGAGCGUAAAACAGCACGAGGUCUGUUUCAGUUAUAACAAAAUGGGCUUCGGAGAUCUGAAAUCCCCCACUGGACUUAAGGUCUUGAAUGACUUUUUGGCCGACAAAAGUUAUAUUGAAGGGUAUGUGCCGUCCCAGGCCGAUAUUGCUGUUUUUGACGCCCUCUCUGGUGCCCCCUCUGCAGACCUCUGCCAUGCCCUGCGCUGGUACAACCACAUAAAGUCCUACCAGAAGCAGAAGGCCAGCCUUCCCGGGGUGAAGAAAGCCCUCGGGCAGUAUGGUCCUGCAGGGGUGGAAGAUGCCACAGACUCAAAACCAGAGGACGAUGACGAUGAUGACAUCGAUCUGUUCGGCUCUGAUGAGGAGGAGGAGACCGAGGAAGCCAAGAAGCUGAAGGAGGAGAGACUGGCUGCCUACAAUGAAAAGAAGUCCAAAAAGCCCACGCUUAUUGCCAAGUCGUCCAUCCUGCUGGACGUGAAACCGUGGGACGACGAGACGGACAUGGCCAAGCUGGAGGAGUGUGUGCGGACCAUCCAGAUGGACGGGCUGGUGUGGGGCUCCUCAAAACUGGUUCCUGUGGGCUAUGGGAUCAGGAAGUUGCAGAUCCAGUGUGUGGUGGAGGACGACAAGGUUGGCACUGACCAGCUGGAGGAGCAGAUCACAGCUUUUGAAGAUUAUGUUCAGUCCAUGGAUGUGGCUGCCUUCAACAAGAUCUAACCCUCCCCACUGCUGUCAUGCAAUAAAAGCACUUAAAAUGCAAA
This is a messenger RNA of Conger conger (European conger), 796 nucleotides long. It is a transcript of the gene eef1b2, whose product is annotated as eukaryotic translation elongation factor 1 beta 2. Gene Ontology annotation, biological process: translational elongation. The record is from RefSeq and is a predicted model, not a curated record. Gene Ontology annotation, molecular function: translation elongation factor activity; guanyl-nucleotide exchange factor activity. The coding region runs from base 78 to 752 and encodes 224 amino acids. Lineage: Eukaryota; Metazoa; Chordata; Actinopteri; Anguilliformes; Congridae. The transcript has 6 exons. Gene Ontology annotation, cellular component: eukaryotic translation elongation factor 1 complex; cytosol.